Messenger RNA from Benincasa hispida (wax gourd), 2545 nucleotides. Its product is annotated as DNA ligase (DUF1666). The record is from RefSeq and is a predicted model, not a curated record. NCBI's taxonomy places the organism in Eukaryota, Viridiplantae, Streptophyta, Magnoliopsida, Cucurbitales, Cucurbitaceae.
CUUUCUUUUUUUAUUUUCAUUUAUUAUUAUUAUUAUUAAAUAAAAUGUUUGUGUGUGAUGGUGCUUUUCCUUUUUCUUUUGAAGAAGGGAAGCACUUAGGAGGUGAUUUUAGUCCAAAAUAAUCAACAACAACAAAAUGCAAUAUUAUUAUUAUUGCUCCAAAGAUGAAGAUGAUGAAGCUCUUGUUAGGCUGUUCUACAAUCUCUCCUCCUCCUUCUUCCUUGUCUUCUUCUUCCUCUCCUUCUCUUCCAUUUUACUUUUCAAAUCCUUCUAUUUCCUUGGCUCCCCUUUAUUCCCAAGAAAUGAAUAUGAAUAUGAAUACAACGCCGUGUCAUCCGAGGAGGGGAAAGAAGAAGAGGAAGAGGAAGAAGGAUAUGGUAAUGGAAUCUACGGUAAGGUCGAAGCGAUGUCUUUUCUUGAUAAAGAAGCCGAAACUCGGAUGAGUCGAUGGCAACGCCAACUUCCAGAUAAUGAAGAAAUAUUAUUAACGGACAUGGAGGAGCCUUGGAUUACUAUGGAAUCCACAGACCUAGAUGACCAAAUUACAACCAAUAGCUCAGUUUAUGAGUCCCCACAAACCUCACAACUAGAUGAAUAUCAUCAUCAAGAAGAUGACGAUGACGAUGACCAGAUGCUAGAAGAACUUACGGACUCCGAGCGGGUUGUGAGACAAGUAUUGAAGGUGAAUUCUUGUAGAAUGUCAUUGGACUUGAAGAAGAAGAGAUUGGUGGAGGAUAAUGAUAAUAGAAGAAACGAAAGUUAUUAUGGAAAUUACUUGAUGAAGAAGGAGGAAGAGAUUGUUGUCAAAGAGAAUAACAAUGGGAAAUAUUUGGUAUUUGGAGCAAAUGAAUUAUUGGAUAGAAAAAGUAAAGAAGAAGAAGAGAUAUUUGGGGAUUCAUGCACAGUUGGGUCAACUUCAAAGAGUUCAUCAGAGUGGAGAAGCUCAAUAAAUUGCAGAGAUUCAUCAGGAACUGAAGAUCCAUUUUCAUCUUCUUCAAGAAGAAGCUGUCCCAAGUGGGAAUCCUACACUGUUUUCCAGAAAUAUGAUGAAGAAAUGAUGUUUCUUGAUAGAAUCACUGCCCAAAAGCUUCAUGAAACAGAGUCAUUAAGGUCAAUUAAAAUGUGCCCAAGAUCAAUAUCAGAGAGAAUUGUUUAUAAAUUGUCAACAAUAAACAAGAAAGGUUCAGAUGUGAAACAAAAUCCAUAUCAUGAAUUGGAAAGUGCUUAUGUAGCACAAAUUUGCUUGACAUGGGAGGCUCUUAAUUGGAAUUACAAGAAUUUUGUGAACAAGAAACUAAGUAGUUGUAAAAGAUCAGAUAUGGAUAAUGGAUGUCCAGGCAAAGUUGCUCAACAAUUUCAACAAUUUCAAGUUCUUCUUCAACGUUACAUUGAGAAUGAACCUUAUGAACAUGGCCGUCGACCUGAGAUUUAUGCUCGUAUGAGACUUUUGGCUCCUAAUUUGCUCCAAGUUCCUGAAUUUAUAGAUUCAGAAGAUGAGCAAAUAAAGGGGGAAGGAGGAGGUGGUUAUGGUUCAAGAAUAUCCUCACCAUCUUUUCUAAUGAUAAUGGAAGAUGGAAUAAGAACCUACAUGAAUUUCCUCAAAGCAGAUAAAGAGAAACCUUGCCAGAUUGUAGCUUCAUUUUUCAAGAGAAAAAAAAGGGCUGCUGUUGAUCCAACUCUCCUCCAACUGAUGAAGAAAGUUAACCAAAAAAAGAAGAUAAAGCUUAAAGACCUUCGUCGUGCUGGGAAGUGCUUGAGAAAAAGGAAGCUAAGCGUGGAGGAAGAAAUGGAGAUUUUGAUGGCUCUUAUAGACUUAAAAGUGGUUUCAAGGGUUUUAAGAACUGUGGAUUUAAGCGAACAACAACUCCAUUGGUGCGAGGCCAAAAUGAGCAAAGUUAGGAUUUUGGAUGGGAAACUUCAUAGAGAUUCCUCACCACUUUUCUUCCCAGCUCAUUGAGUAUAUCAUCAAUCAAAAAAAUAAAAAUAAAAAGCUCUCUCUAGCUCAUAUCUCUUAAUUUUAUCGAGACCUCACCAAAAAAGUUGAUAUUUUUGUUGCUUUGGUGAGUCAGCUAUGGAGGAAAAGUGAAUAUCCUUAGGACAUGAAUGUGCAUGGGAACACAAAAUUCAAGCAAUAAAGCAAGAAGGGUUUGUUUUGGAUCAUGUGGUUAUAUAUAUAAAUAUAAAUAUAACCAAAAUUUAAAGUGAAGCAAGAAGGGAUGAAAGGAAAAAGGCAGCAAAAACAUGUUAUGAAAGAAGAUGGGGACAAAUUGAAAAGACAAGAUAACUUUAGUUUUUGCCCCCUUUUUUUUUUUUUUUACUUAAACUUUUGAGUUAAGGUUUAUUUUAAUUUUGAAUGAUGGAAAAAAAAAAAAAAAAAAAAAAAAGGAGAAUUGAUGGAUGGGUUGUUUCUUCCUAUAUUACAUUUAAUGGGUGUAGUUGGAAUAAGAGUGAAUGUAUUGCAUAGUUUUUAUAGAUUAUUUAGUUCUUUCUACUUUUUAGGGUUUAGCAAAUAGAGAGGGAAUAAAAAUGGCUUAAGUUUUCAAUA